GCAGAUGAAUCAGAAUACCUCCACCCAAAUUCUAAAGGUUGCGCCAAACCUAUUAACGAUAUCAAUGAUCACGAACAACCUGAUAGAAUGGACCUUCUAAUGACUAAACUAGACGCAGUCUCAACACAAUUAGGUCGUCUUCAUAAAGAUCUACAAUUCACCAAUAAAAGAGUUUCUACUAUGGAAUCCCUUCUUAAAAUAUAUUUGACUUCUCCAAAACAAGCUGCCAUCAUCAAUGCUUAA
This is a messenger RNA of Funneliformis geosporum, 243 nucleotides long. The record is from the annotation of a GenBank genome assembly. Lineage: Eukaryota; Fungi; Glomeromycota; Glomeromycetes; Glomerales; Glomeraceae.